GAUUUAGUGAUUAACAAAAUAUUUAGUGGGAAAAUUGGUGAUUUAUUUGAAAUUUGGGGAACUGAUUCAAGCAAAACUGGAAGAACCGACCAAAAUCAAGUCGUGUUCAAAACAGGACAGGAGAUUUCUCAUUAAAGAGAGGUCUGGAUCAGUCACUGUCCUGUGAUUGGUCCUGUGGUGAAGCAAGCAUCUAGAUUGAUGACCACUCCACUGUUCUCAGGGCAAGACAGGAAGCACCCAGAUACACACCUGAAACUUGCCCAUACUUGAUCCCAGCUAUGUGACUCUAUCUCGUCGACUAUCUCUGAUAAUGUACAAAGCAUCACCAAAUUGUAGUCAGGACAAGAUUUCAGAGUCUAAUCAUCCCGCAGGUUCUUCCAGGAAUUCACAUACCUGCCUGGACGAGAAAGAGCUGAAAGAGCUGGCCUCCUUCCUGCUCACAGAUGAUGAUGAUGAUGAUGAUGAUUCUCUUCAAACGGACUUCUUUCAGCGAGUGUAUCAGACAUAUGAGACAGUUGUCGUGUGGGUUUGGCUCCACCGACCUCACCGACUGCCCCGAAAGAACACGUUCAAGCCGUUUCUCUGAAAACCGCGAUGGAGAAAACUGCAGUCCUUCAGGAAAUGUGCACAAAUGUCGGCGUGUCGGUGCAGGAGGAUAAGGAUGUGAGAUAUCGUCUCUCCUGACUAAGAUGCGAUACCAUCUAAGAUCACUUCCCAAGGUAAGGUCUAGUCUUGGAGCCACACCAUCAUAAGAUGUUUCCUGGAAUCUUCUUCUUCUUCUAAAACCUGCCACCAUGAGCCUUUUUGGUGGACGGAGCAAAUUUUGCCAUCAGCCAGACCCAAGCCCCGAUAAAUGGAAUACGUCAGGAAGGGCAUCUGGCGUAAAACCUGUGCCAAAUCGAUAUACAGACAGUGAAAGGUCAUCUGCUGUGGUCGACCCUUUUUUCCCCUCUCAUCAUUCAUUUCUUUAUCAUGCAAUUCAGUUUUCGCCUUGGGAUCUUUUCUUCAUGUCUAAAAAUCUAGUCAUUUAAAAACAGCAAGAAAUUCACCACAGUUUUUGUCCAAAUGUCAUGAGCUCUUUGUGUAGUGACUCACAACGCCUGUUUUAUACAUCUGUCAGGUUCUCAGAUCUGCCCCUGUGCAGGUGUAAAGCUCCUCUGUCCACUUUUUAUUCCUCAUAAUGGCAAAGCGCCUGGGUGUAAAUGUGCACCAGCGUCCUCUAGCGGUCACGAGCAGAACCGCAGUGACGUCUCAGUGUAAACAGUCAACAUUUUUCAAUAAGAUCAGUGAGUUCAGAUAGGCAGAAAUAUUUAUAAAACCUUACUUUGUCUUUUUAGAAUUUUUUAAAAAAUCCUUUUCUUUUUAUAAAUAUGAAAAAAUGUUGUUUUCAGCUGUAUAUAUUCAGAAGUACUUGCUAUUUGUAUUGUAGUAUUUAUUUAAUUUUUACACUAAUUUAAUUUUAGGAAACUCAGCACUCCGAGCAAUCACAGUUAAACACUGAGUUAAAUUUCUGUUCUGUUAAAGAGGCAGUCAGGUUUACACUCCUCCGCUCCAAAAUAAAAUCGUAUGUUUUAUUUAAUAUUUUAUUUCUAUAAUGGCAUCUAUAGGUAUCCAUCCAUCUGCAGGCAACUAAAGAAUGAUUGGCAUGCUUCAUGAAAAUUCAUUCAUUCAGUUAUUUUCCUUCUGUCGCAGUGACAGCAGGCUGGGAAGGAUCAGGUCAGGAUCCCCAGAUGUUCCCAAGCCAGCUGUGAGAUAUAAUCCUCAUGGGUCUGCCCUGGGGUCUCUGUCCAGUGGGACGUGCCUGGUACAGCUUUAGAGCGAGCCAACCAGGUGGAAAAAGAAACACCUUCUACUGGUUCCUGUCAAGUUUGAGGAGCAGCAUCUUUACUCUGAGGAUCUCCCCAGAAGGUCUGGUCGAGUUCUUCACCCUAUCAUGGAGAAUAAACCCAGCCGCCCUGAAGAGGAACCUCUACUCCUUCGGACACUACCACAGCUCGUGACCGCGGCUGCUGACUAUGUGAAGGCUCACCUUCCCGAGGCUCUGAGGCAACACCUGCAGGCUUACGAGCGCGAGAAGAAGGACAGCCAACUGUCGUACGCCUCCAUCCUGGAGCAGCGCAUCCUCGCUGUAGACCGGGACAUGGUGGAGAAGUUCUCCGCCUCACACGAGGAAGCGGGCACUACGUGUUUGGUGGCUCUGCUGUCUGAUCGAGAGCUGACGGUGGCGAACGUGGGCGAUUCACGCGGCGUGUUGUGCGAUAAGGACGGUAACGCCGUGGCUUUAUCUCACGACCACAAGCCCUAUCAGCUGAAAGAGCGCAAGAGGAUCAAACGCGCAGGCGGCUUCAUUAGUUUCAACGGCUCGUGGCGAGUGCAGGGCAUCCUGGCCAUGUCACGCUCGCUGGGCGACUACCCGCUGAAGAACCUCAAUGUUGUGGUGCCCGACCCUGAUGUGCUGACCUUCAACCUCGACAAACUACAGCCUGAGUUCAUGAUCCUGGCCUCGGACGGCCUGUGGGACGCGUUCAGCAAUGAGGAGGCGGUGCGCUUUGUCCGAGAACGCCUCGACGAGCCGCACUUCGGAGCCAAGAGCAUUGUGUUACAGUCAUUCUACCGCGGCUGCCCCGAUAACAUCACUGUCAUGGUGGUGAAGUUUAAAAGCACCAAAAACGGAGACUAGUGUUUUAUUUUUCCUUUCGAACUUUUCUAUACGAAUAUGAAUCCACGCUUCCUAAGAAUCUGAUCGAUUGUUUUUCCAACGUGCCAAAUGGACGACCUUUUAAACGUUUCCAUAAUUUAACCCGACUGACAUUUAUCUGAAGGAGACGUGCCAAUGAACUGGCAAUUGACCAUGCAUCUAUUUUUUUAUUUAAUAUAAAAAUAUCAAGUUCUGCCUGAACAUAUCAUAUGGGUCUCGAUUAAAUUACAUGGAUGCUGCCUGUGAUCUGCUAACCCCCAUGCUUGGGUUAAAACCAGUCCUGGUGAUUAAAAAGAAAUCAAGAAAAACA
Molecule: messenger RNA, 3008 nt
Organism: Pangasianodon hypophthalmus (striped catfish)
Lineage: Eukaryota; Metazoa; Chordata; Actinopteri; Siluriformes; Pangasiidae
Gene: ppm1la
Product: protein phosphatase, Mg2+/Mn2+ dependent, 1La
Exons: 4
Coding region: 1934-2680 (248 amino acids)
Biological process (GO): positive regulation of canonical NF-kappaB signal transduction; protein dephosphorylation; negative regulation of canonical NF-kappaB signal transduction
Cellular component (GO): cytosol; nucleus
Molecular function (GO): protein serine/threonine phosphatase activity; cation binding
Source: RefSeq, a predicted model, not a curated record